GCGGCUCGGGGGCUUCAGCCCCGACUGGCAACAGCUGCCCGCAGUGGGGCGCACGGGGAACCGGGGUGCCGUGCCGAGCCUAGGGCAGCCCCGGGACACCGGUGGGGCCGGGCCAGGAGCGCAGCCGAGACCCGGACCCGCUCCCUCCCGCCCGGGGAGCCGCCCGCUCCCCUCUCACCUCCGGCCCCGCAGCCUUCGGCACAGCAGCCCGGGCCGGUCCGCAGCCACUCCCGGCGGCGGGGUCGGGGAGGUUUCCAGCGGGACACCCCGCACCCCGCUCCCGCCGUGCCACUCCCGCCCCGCCGCCGGCCGCUUUCGGUUUCGCUCCGGCGCCCACCUGGGCUCUGCAGGUCGGGGCGCGCCCGGACCCGGGGGCAGAAGAGCGCCUUGCCGGGGUCACCGACUCACGCCGGCGGAUGAUGAGAUGUACCAGCGGACGCGGGUGAUGGUGCUGGAGCCGGAGUCCCCCAACAUCAUGUUCAUCGAGGGCUACAGCACUCGCGGCUUCACCAUCAGCGGAGACGUGGUGGUGGGGCCCUGCGCCGUGCUGCCCCGCAGCAUCCUCCAGUGGAACGUUGGCUCCCACCGGGACAUCUCGCACGAGAGUCUGUCGCUGUUCCGGCUGCUGGAGCCCCAGAUAGAGAUCCUGGUGCUGGGCACAGGGGACAGGGUGGAGCGGCUCCACCCCGCCACGCUGAAGCAGAUGCGGGAGUGCGGGAUUGCUGUGGAGGUGCAGGACACGGCAAAUGCAUGUGCAACCUUCAACUUCCUAAUGAAUGAAAGGCGCUUGGUGGCUGCUGGGCUCAUCCCCCCACGGGGCACCAACGGGAUGUAGGCACUGCGUGCCUUGCCCAUGGGCUGAGCAGUUCUUCCCCUGCCUGCCUGAAGCCCCCGAGGGUCACUGCUCUCAACUGAGAAACGCUGCAUAGUGAACUGUGGAGCUGCCGGCUGGGUGAUGGCUCUGCAAACAGGAGGGCUGUGAAAUACACGGGCUUACCUCUUCCCUGCA
Messenger RNA from Poecile atricapillus (Black-capped chickadee), 1009 nucleotides. RefSeq names its product NADH:ubiquinone oxidoreductase complex assembly factor 3 (gene NDUFAF3). The record is from RefSeq and is a predicted model, not a curated record. The transcript has 5 exons. NCBI's taxonomy places the organism in Eukaryota, Metazoa, Chordata, Aves, Passeriformes, Paridae. Gene Ontology annotation, cellular component: mitochondrial inner membrane. Bases 425 to 835 code for a protein of 136 amino acids. Gene Ontology annotation, biological process: mitochondrial respiratory chain complex I assembly.